AGAAGAGAAGCAAAAGAGAUGUCCUUUGCAUCAGUGGAGGCAGCAAGAUGCGUGCGAUUGAUCAAACGAGUGAUCUCGGUCGUCACGGUGACACUGCUGCUCAUUGCGUCGAGAGCUGCUGCCGGCGACGCUGCGAGGACGGGCGCAUUCAUCGGAGCACCACGCGCACGGGUGAGGACGCACCAGCAAGAUGCAGACAUUACCUCUCAUGAAUGUUGCUUGCUGCAUCUGCAGAUCUUCUUCCCUCUGCUCCACGGGCAACGCCAGCUCCCCGUCACCGGCCAUUCAGCCCUCGUGCAGCCCAAGCCUCCUGCCAUUGUCCCCUCCCACCCCAAGACCGAAUCGCGCCCUGCAAACGCCACCGUUGCAGCUCCCUUACGGAGAGCUGGCAUCAGCACUCAUGGCGAGAACCAUGUUAUUCACAUCAGCUCCCGCACCCUGCACAAGCAUGAGGAGCAGCUGGUCAACCGGCGGCUGCUCAACUGUCGACUGCGCCUCUCGGAGGCGCCCACAGAGGCCGUCAGGAGGAAGUGGCGGCGGAUCAACCGCGGGAUCACUUUUUUUGUGCGCCACGGGCGGCACGGCAGCUUCAGGGGCGCCAAUGGGGUGCGGAUUGUCUAUCGGGCUUUCCCGCAUUACGACAGUGAAGGCGCGUUGCUGCCUGGUGUGGUUGUGGCGACGGGGUGGUCUGAGUGCCAUGUCAAGUAUGGGGAGCUCAUUCGCGACUUGUAUCGGGCUGGCUUCUCGGUCUUCACCUUCGACCAUCGGUGCCAGGGGCUGUCAGGCCACGAGCUGGGAGAAGGGCGGCCGUGGAUCACUCACGUGGAGCGGUUCCACCACUACACCGACGACCUGACCACAUUUGUGAAUGAGGUCGUCAAGGCUACCCCGACCCACAGGUCCCCUGCAAUCGCCCGCACUCGCCCUGCCCCUCCCCUCUUCUAUGUCGCCCACAGCAUGGGGGCCUUCAUCGGACUGGUGGCUCAGCACAACUCCAAGCAAAGCGAUCCCCCCUCCCCACUCUUUUGUCGCAUGGCGCUGUCCGCCCCCAUGUUGGCCAUGAAGACGCCUGCCGGCCCGAAUCGAUUCGCCAUAUGGCUGGCGCGCAUUGCCAUUCUGGCAGGGAGAAAGAUACGCUCGCCCCUGGGCGACCAUCCAGUGGAGAAUCCUGAGUUGGGUGCUCGCAUUACUCAUGACGAUGACAGGAAGAGUGCGUGGGAGCGGAUGAGGGGCAUGCUGCCGCGAACCAUGAUCAGGGGGCCGUCGUUCAACUGGAUCAAGGAGGGCAUGAAGGCGGGAUUCAGAUUCAAGAAACAGGUGAGAAUGCAAAAGGGGCUGUGGAUCCUACGGCGUCUGUGUGUGUAUGGUCCGCAAUUGCUGCAGUGGCGUCGCUUCGACACUCCGACGGUUGUCUUUCUCGCGGGAAUUGAUGACUUCGUCUGGAAAUCGCCAAUGGUACGCACACGCGCCCUCAUCUCGCCCCUCUGCAUAUGUGAGUGUGUGUGUGUGUUGGCAUGUCUGUCAGCGCAAGUUCUGCUACCGAGCGCACCACACGCAGCUGGUGGAGUUCCCCCACGCCUACCACAACCUGCUCUCAGAGACCGACUCGGUCCGCACCCCACUGCUGCUCCACGCCGUCAAUUUCUUCAGGCAGGCUAUCCGACACACCAGCGAUGGACAUGGACAUGGACAUGGGCGUGGUCGCCGGACGAAGACACGUCAGUGAGGCUGAGUGUGUGUACAAGGUGAGGAGUCCAUAUGCUUUUUUGCGUCAGUGAGUGUGUUGCGAGCGUGUAGAGGAGCGGUUCGGCGCUGUGCUGAUUGCAGACUGAUUUCGGUGGUGUUUAUGUGCGUGGUGUAAAGUGUGCACCAAACGACAUAUGGCUGGG
This is a messenger RNA of Vitrella brassicaformis, 1889 nucleotides long. The record is from the annotation of a GenBank genome assembly. Lineage: Eukaryota; Vitrellaceae.